GGCAAGUAUGUCUAUAUUGAGACAUCAAGUCCCAGAGUGCAAGGUGACAAAGCCUAUCUUGUCAGUCCCCAAGUCAACGGCACUCAAUGUUUGAAAUUUUUUUACCACAUGUACGGCGCUAGCAUAGGAUCUCUUAUCGUAUAUCAAAACAUGAGUAAUCGAUCGCGAGCGGUGGAGCUGUUCAAUAAAUCUGGUGAUCAAGGCAACCUGUGGGAGAAAGCUGAAGUACAAAUAAACAAUGGAAGCCAUUAUUUUGUAAGUAUAUACAACUUUGUCUUCCGAUAAGUAUUGGUAAAUACAGUAUAUUGAUCUGGUAUGAUCUCACUUUAAAGACCAUUCGGAAAGAAUUAUUAUUUUAUAAUCUGUCUUGAGUUAUUUGUGUGUCUUAUUAUAUGGCAAGCAUCACUUCCGGUGAAAUGGCGGACUGUGCCUUGCCUGAGAAGCACUUUCAGCGGCCAUUUAUAUUUCCCCGUAAUGGACCGAGGGUCCAUUACGUAAAAACAAAAGCAUGCAUUUUAAAACAAAACAGCAAAACCAAUUGAAAAUUUUAAUGUAAUUUGUUAUUAAUAAAAUAUCUGCGAAUGGUUAUUAGUGGAAAAGAAGGAAUACAUUGGUUAAUAUGUACCACGCUACUUUUUAUUAACCUUGCUUGCUCGGUAUGUACAGAGAAAUAUCGUACCUCGGUCUUUGAGACCUCGGUCCGAUAUUUCUCUAUACAUAUCUCUGUCACGUGUAUUAACACGUAUUCACGAAAGCAGUAAAUUAAGAUCUGGCGUCCGAAGUUGACGUUUGGCCACAGUUUGGCGCAUAAAUUUUAUGCUUGAACUACUACGAGGGCUUGUAGUCGUUAAAUCAUGAAAUUUAUACGCCAGACGUAAACUCCAAACGCUAAAUCGUAAUGUACUGCUUUGGUGAAUACAUGACUAGUGGUUAAUUUGUUUUCUUGAAUCAUUAAUUGUUAAAUUCCACAAGUUUUAAUAAUUGUUUAAAUUAAUAUAUUCCAAAACUGGCGUAAAAGCUGUUAUAAUAGAGUUCUAAAAUCAAAAACGUCGUUAGCGGUUUGACGUUUGCCGCGUAAACGUCAAUCAAAGGUCUCUAAUAACGAUGUUAGACUCUGGAAACGUUUUCACUAUGCGGGAUAUUUUUCGCAGGGAAAACGUCUCAAGCUGCAGCCAGAUUUAUUGUGCGAGACCUUAACUCUAUAAAGCUUAUCAUUUUAUAACACUAGGAUUAUAAUAUGAAGUCUUGUUCAACAAUCCCGCCCCCGCUCUAUAAAUCAUACUCUUGUGAUGAACGGUAAACAUUUAAAUUGAACAGAAUAUUAAAUUAAAACUCAAAAGUAACAUGUUGAGCAACAAAAAAUGUUAUGGUCUUUUAUUGCUUCAUCUGAAAGAGCAUGAAAAAAUAAGCCGAUUGGCCGUUUAAUGCUCUAUUCUAUCUCAUCUGGUUCCGAAGUUAUACGCAAAAAUGUGCAAGGUAUAAAUUGCUGAUUCAGCACAAUGUGUGACGUCAUAAGCUGGGUAAGUAUGUUUAUUGAAUAGUAAACUGAAGCAUAGCUCAGUUAUUAUUGGCUCAAAUCAAAUGAAAUUUUGCAUACAGAUAGUACAUGAUGAGAUGCAUGGGAAAAUACUUCUAAUUUUAUAAUAAAUUUUCAAGCUCGCCCGGUGUGGAUAUACACUCAGAGUAACACCACAAAUAUCAUAUUCACCUGAGUACACUACACCAACACAGAAAAAAAUUCAUAUUACUAGAAUACAUUGGUAUCGAAGGAACUAGAUUCUGUUCCGAAAUAUCACUUACUCGAACCGUAGGGAACUAGAUUCUGUUCCGAAAUAUCACUUACUCGAACCAAGAGCAUUGGGCUAGUAUUCCAAAGGUCGUAGGUUCGAAUCCCACCAUGGCCGGGCAUAUUUUUCAAGCUCGCCCGGUGUGGAUAUACACUCAGAGUAACACCACAAAUAUCAUAUUCACCUGAGUACACUACACCAACACAGAAAAAAAAAACUUCUAAUUUUGUUGUCAAGGCAACACAGUCGUCCCCAGGCCCCUUACACUGAUUUUGAAUAACUAGUUGCGUUUAUCUAUGUGUAUGUCAUUUUCGAAUUAUUAUCAUGCAAGUAAACUUUUGGCAUGCAUAGGUAUGGUACACUUACUUCAGAUAUUAUUGUAUUCUUAUCAGUACCAUGAAUAAAGCUGUUUUAUAAAAUUGGCGCAAAGGGACUGAGAACGACAUUGUUACCUUGGCAACAAAAUUAGAAGUGUUUUUCCAUACGUCUCAUCAUGUACAAUCAGUAUCCAAAUUUCAUUCGAUUUGGGCUCAUAAUAACUGAGCUAUGUUUCAGUGUAGUAUUCAAUAAACAUACUUUAACUUACCCAGCUAAUGACGUCACACUUUGUGCUGAAUCAGCAAUUUAUAUUUUGCACAUUUUUGCGUAUAACUUCGGAACCAGAUGAGAUAGAAUAGAGCAUUAAACGGCCAAUCGGCUUAUUUUUCACGCUCUUUCAGAUGAAACAAUAAAAUUUUUUGUUGCUCAUACCCUUUAAUUUUCACCUUAUCUACAUUUAAAACAUAUUGCAUUUUAUUAUCGUAAGCAGCCAGCAAAUGACGUAUACGGGAAAUUACGACGAUAAAAUAUCGUAUUUUAAAGCAUAGCAUAGUGAAUGUGGUGUUCAUAUGUGUAUUAACUAUAUUAUAUACAUGUUUGUUUAGGUUUUAUACUUUCAUUGAGUCGUAUCAAAAUACACUUAUUUCGUUUAGAAUUAUUGCAAAUGAAGAUAUAGCUAAUAGUAAAUACAACAAGUUUACUUGCCAAAAUUUUAAGAAUUUUGUCGUCAAAUCAAAACGAACAUUCUUAUAUAAUAUAAGGCCCGUUUACAGAUUUUAGGUGCGGCUUUUUUCUCCUCAUGUACGAGUGGAUGAGUUAGGAAUGUUUAGAUGAGGGUACAUAUAGGCUACUCACAACAUUCAUAUCUUCUUUACUUGUUCACAUGCAUCAAAAGAGAAAACUCGCAGUAGAAAUCACAAUGAAAACGGGCGAAAUUGCAAGUGUAAACGGGCCUUUAAAAAGCAGGAUACUAAAUUAUCUACAGGUACAGUAUAUUUGUUGCACAACAUUUGCGACAUGAUAUUAUAUGCAUAUGUCCAUGCAUAUUGUGCAAGGUUUAUAUUUAUAUGCAAAUAAAUGCUCGGCGUAUAAUGACUAAUAAGUAAUAUACCUCUGAUUUUCCAUCUGUUUCUUAUAUUUUUUUAAAAAACUUGAAUGUUUUUAAAGUAGGCAUUUACAGACGUAUAUAACUUUGAUCUGCAUGACUUUGAGUCGUGUAAUCGGGGCGGAUACUGGCGCGGAUAAAGUAACGCGGGUUGCGAUUUCCAGUAGCAGAAGAAAUAGAAGUGGAUAGCGGAAAAGAAAGAGGAUAUACUGCUAAAAGACAAUGCGUUUUCGUUUCUAAUUAAACCCGUUAAAGUAACUACGGCGAGCGUUAGGUGACUUUGGCACCUAUCUCUGGUAUUGUAUAGCCUUAUGAAACGACCUAUCGCAUAGAGUGUAUAAACGAAGUCUCCAUCAUGAUCUCUAUGAACGGUACUUCAUUUUAAUUUGUUUUUCAAAGGUUGUAUUCAGUGGAGUAAGAGGAAGUAAUUACCAAGGUGACAUUGCAUUGGAUGAGAUUUCAAUCACAUCUGGUCAAUGUUCAGGAUCUCCUGGCACACCAAAACCUCCAUCAGGAUCAUGUGGCCAGAAAGGACGUGGUCUGAGUGACUUCCCCAAAAUUGUCGGUGGUCAGGACGCCACACCAGGUGAAUGGCCAUGGCAAGUAGCACUUUUGCGAGGAACAUUCCCAUUCUGUGGUGGUUCGUUUGUUUCAAAUCAAUACGUUAUUACUGCUGCUCACUGCGUCAAAUCAACGGACUGGAAUAGCGUGACGGUAAUUAAAGCUCACGUAAUCCUACCUGGUCAAGUCCACUGGAACCCUGUUUGAAUAUUUCAUGAUGGUAUCCUAACUGUUUGUGCUAUUUUCCCCCUUGACCUUCAUAUGUCCCUUCACAGACCACCUACAAACGUCAAAUUUAUCUUAGCUGCCCUCUUUUCUUUUCCUCACACUGACCAUGAAUUUCCUCCUGGAUGCCUAUUUUGUUUGUUGUGUCUGAGAGUUAUCUCCAAAUUCCAUGUUUCCAAUAAUGGGUGUAUUAUAGUCCAAUAAAAUAAUUAUUACCACUUCUGGGUAUAAUUCCAGAUCAAUGAUAACACCGACUAACUGAGCCUUCGCAUCUUUUAUGUACAUUCUUCUUUUUCCAUUUUCAGUCACACUUUGUUCUACUAAUUUCCAAUUUUCAGAUCAGAAUAGGUGAGCAUGAUAUGGGCGUGAAUGAAGGACAUGAACAAGAUAUCAGUAUUGCAUCAAAUGGCAUUACAGUUCAUCCUCAGUACAACCAAACGGAUUUUGAUUAUGAUAUUGCAGUCAUCAGACUUUCCAGAAGUGUUCAGUUUACACAAAGGAUAAAGCCCGUCUGUAUAAACACUGGCAUUGAUUUCACUGGUAAAGUAUCGUUAUUUUUAGAGCAAUAGAAAGCCUAAAAAACGAGGUAUUAAAUGCUACCGCCAUUAUCAAUAUCAUGUUUAUCAUUAUCAACAGUCGUCGCCCUGAAUAGAUAAUCCCUUGCAUUUGGUUUGGGACGUCAAAAGUUUGAGGACUGGUUGUACAAAGGCCAGGCAUGCAGUACUAUCCACCGAUAUUUUUUCAAGCUUUCAAAAAUUGUCCGUUGAUUGGUCUAACCCUGAUUAAACUUCAGUAUAUAAAAAUUAAAGUUUCUUUUUAUUAGUUAUCAGGGCGAUAUCCGUAGUCUUAUCAAUCGUUUCAAUCACUUUUGCAACGGAAAAAAAUCACUAUUCCAGGCCCCCCGAAGACUAGAUUGUGUUGUUUUUGAAUUCAGGUCCGAAUUUUUCUACUCGUGAAAUGCCUAUUAAAUUAGCGAUAUCAAAUUAACCAAUGAAAGUGAACAGACAUUACUAUACCUACAUCACACAUGGCAAUUUGAUGGUAACCUCCCUAAGCAUCGAGCUCAUAAUGUCCUGAACGCUUCCUCCAAAACAAUGUUCAUAUGCAUGCAGAUAAAAUACCGAUAUUAUGUAUUUCUAUGUAGGUCAACGUUGUUACAUCUCUGGAUGGGGCAGACUGCAAAGUGGGGGAUCAAGGCCAGAUGUCUUACAGGAAGCUCAAGUUCCCAUUGUAACUCCACAAGAAUGCAAAAAAUCAUACGGCAGCUCGAGUAUUACUGAUAGAAUGCUGUGCGCUGGAUAUUCUCGAGGUGGUAUCGACACUUGCCAAGGCGACAGUGGAGGUAGGAUUCAAGAAUAGAUACGAGUUUUUUUCGAUUUUUUGUCGCAGUCAGAACGACAUGUUAGCAACCACUAUAGGUCAGCAACCACUUAGUGCAGUAAAAACCAGAUCGACUAAAACCACAGGAAGGAACUACUUCGGAAUGAAGAAUAAAUGCAUUUUUUCUAUAUGGCUUGAUUAAAACUUAAAAAUAACUUUAAAACAUGUACUACGGACUUCAUCUAGUUGUCCCAUAAAACUAUUGCCACCAGCAAGAUUGUGAACCUGCAAAGGUACAGGGUGCCACUAAUCAUUUAAAGGAAACCGUUUUUUAAACAAAUACAUGUUGUAUUAACCUGUUUUCCUUUCUCAGGUCCACUUGUUUGUCAACAUAGUAAUGGUUCAUGGUAUCUUACUGGUGUGACGAGCUGGGGUCGUGGGUGUGCAUCUGCCGGAUACUAUGGAGUUUAUGCUCAUGUUGCCAACCUUUACCCCUGGGUGAAGCAAGUUACAGGACUUUAAUUUUAAUAUACUACCAGUAGUUUGAUAGCAAUACUCAGUGAUUGUGAACAUGCAAAUGCAAUAGUGUAACCACAUAUUUUGUAUUCAUUAUAGUCUAGUUAAUAUUGUCUUAAUUUUUGUAUUAUUUACAUAAUCUCGUACUGUAACGAUGUAAAAACAUUGUGCUUUUAACAAAAGAUGCAUGGAUAUACCAUUGUCGUUCUAUUUACUAUAUUGUUAAGCCAAUGUAGAAAGGGAAAUUACAUACACCAUUAUUGUACAACAAUUAAAAACAAAUAUGAACAGAAAUGAAAAUCAUACUCUGAGUGGUGUAGCUCAGGAACGAGAUUUUACAUAUGUGGGCGUGGUAGCUGUCCAUGCUCAGCAAAACUGAUAAAAAUAGGUACGCUCGGCGUACAUGAAUCUACCAAUAGCAAUAAAUCGUUGCCCCACCCUACCCAGUAGUCGAUCGACAACUUUUAAAAGUGAAUGACCGCCAAGCACUAGUUAGUGUAGAACAUAAUCAGAAAAUAAUAUAUGCGUGCAUAAACAGGUCAUUGAUAUACCAGUAAUUUGCGCUAAAACGGUUAUUCCAGAUUAAAAUAUUUACAAUUCUAAUUGUAGGAUGAUACUUAGUUGCACACUUAACAAAUCUAUGGUAGUAAAAACCCACAGUAAUUGUAUCUUAUGCGUGCACAAUCCGAACGCGUUUUUCGCGUAACGAAUUCGUAC
Molecule: messenger RNA, 6549 nt
Organism: Paramuricea clavata
Lineage: Eukaryota; Metazoa; Cnidaria; Anthozoa; Malacalcyonacea; Plexauridae
Source: the annotation of a GenBank genome assembly